Messenger RNA from Homo sapiens (human), 4512 nucleotides. It is a transcript of the gene RELT, whose product is annotated as RELT TNF receptor. Gene Ontology annotation, biological process: amelogenesis. The record is from RefSeq and is a predicted model, not a curated record. The transcript is spliced from 8 exons. The coding region runs from base 1519 to 2529 and encodes 336 amino acids. NCBI's taxonomy places the organism in Eukaryota, Metazoa, Chordata, Mammalia, Primates, Hominidae. Gene Ontology annotation, cellular component: cytoplasm; perinuclear region of cytoplasm; plasma membrane.
GGGAUGGGCCCUGGGAAGGAGAAAAGCCGCACCCUCAGCCCUGCAGCCCUCCAGCAAGAGGGUGCAGACACUCCCGGGGAACCCCCUGCUGGGCAGGGCUCAGUUACUCAGCUCGUCAAGAAUCUGAGGCAGCUGGACCCUAGGAAGCACCUCUGGGCCCACCCAGGCUUGUCAGGGAGAUGGAGAAUGAAGGGCUUGCUGGCAUUUAUGGGCAAGGCAGGCAUGGCUGAGGGCAAGAUGCCCAUUGGCACGCAGGCAUGAGAACGGAGCCCAGCCCAGAGGGUAUGCUGGGCACCAAGAGGAAACUGGGCAAAAGAGGCCUGGGAUUUGGACCCUGAGAGCCAUAGCACCUCAGGUGCUGGGGUUCAAGAUCUGUAUUGGUCUGGGGGAUCCCAGAUUCCAGGUCCCAGGAUCACAGGAUCAGGCCAGCUGCCCGGAGCUGCAGGCAAGUCCACAUUACAGACUUGCAGCAUCUUGGGGUCUGCCCUGGGGCCCAUCUUUCUGCUGUGACGCUAGAAGCUCAGGGAGGGUGAGACUUGGCCUUGGGCCUUGCUAAGGGUUGCUCCAUGUACAGGAGGCCUUCCAGCCUUAGCAGGUGCUGGGAGCCGCUCUGGGGUCUGAGGAGAUCCCUAUUCCAUCUCCAGGGCAGCUGAUGGUAGCCUCAUCCAGCCUAGGCCAAAUUGGGGGACUCUAGGAGGGAUUCAGGAGAGACAGUUCAUUCCUAAGAAUGGGAAGCAGAGAGAACUCCUAGUGAAAUGGGCUGGGGACACACACUGAGAAGAUGGAGCUUUCUUUUGGGAUGCGUCUCCCUGUUUGGGUGUGUGGGUGUGAAUGGGGUAGCCUCGCCUUGAGGGAAGAUUGCAGAGGAGGAUGUGGUCCUGGAGACUUUCGCUGAAGGGAGAGCCCAGAAUAGGAAGCGCCACCUGCAGACUUGGCUCCAGGGAUUAUAAAUGAGGCUGGUUAAUGAUAUGCCCAGCUGUGAUGGGGCCAGGGAUGGACCCAAAGUAGGAGGAAGUGGGGGCAGAAUACGAGAGAGGAUUCGGAAGCAUUUCCUCCUCAUCGUUCUGGUUAGCUGGAAGGGCUUGAGAUCCUGAUGUGGCCUUAUCUGGGGCUUUCCAGCACUUUCCAGAGCCAGAUGUGGCUCUCUCCUUGCCCAGGUACUGGUCUUGCAGCAGGUCUGGGACAGGACAGGUUUUCCUCAGUGUGAGGGAUUGAGGUUAGAAGAGUGUGUCCCUGAAGCCCGGGUGGGGUAGUCAGUGGUCCCUACCACUGGGGUUUCAGGAAAUAGGUGGGGGAUAGAUGACCCCAGAGACCCCACACCCAGCACUUUCUGCCUCUUUCAAUGCCUACUGUUCUUCUAGCUGCUGCCCUGGCCUCUCGCCACCCUGACAUCAACAACCCUUUGGCAGUGCCCACCUGGGGAGGAGCCCGACCUGGACCCAGGGCAGGGCACAUUAUGCAGGCCCUGCCCCCCAGGCACCUUCUCAGCUGCAUGGGGCUCCAGCCCAUGCCAGCCCCAUGCCCGUUGCAGCCUUUGGAGGAGGCUGGAGGCCCAGGUGGGCAUGGCAACUCGAGAUACACUCUGUGGAGACUGCUGGCCUGGAGUGGGGGCGGCGGGCCCGACGUGGCGUGGAGGUGGCAGCAGGGGCCAGCAGCGGUGGUGAGACACGGCAGCCUGGGAACGGCACCCGGGCAGGUGGCCCAGAGGAGACAGCCGCCCAGUACGCGGUCAUCGCCAUCGUCCCUGUCUUCUGCCUCAUGGGGCUGUUGGGCAUCCUGGUGUGCAACCUCCUCAAGCGGAAGGGCUACCACUGCACGGCGCACAAGGAGGUCGGGCCCGGCCCUGGAGGUGGAGGCAGUGGAAUCAACCCUGCCUACCGGACUGAGGAUGCCAAUGAGGACACCAUUGGGGUCCUGGUGCGCUUGAUCACAGAGAAGAAAGAGAAUGCUGCGGCCCUGGAGGAGCUGCUGAAAGAGUACCACAGCAAACAGCUGGUGCAGACGAGCCACAGGCCUGUGUCCAAGCUGCCGCCAGCGCCCCCGAACGUGCCACACAUCUGCCCGCACCGCCACCAUCUCCACACCGUGCAGGGCCUGGCCUCGCUCUCUGGCCCCUGCUGCUCCCGCUGUAGCCAGAAGAAGUGGCCCGAGGUGCUGCUGUCCCCUGAGGCUGUAGCCGCCACUACUCCUGUUCCCAGCCUUCUGCCUAACCCGACCAGGGUUCCCAAGGCCGGGGCCAAGGCAGGGCGUCAGGGCGAGAUCACCAUCUUGUCUGUGGGCAGGUUCCGCGUGGCUCGAAUUCCUGAGCAGCGGACAAGUUCAAUGGUGUCUGAGGUGAAGACCAUCACGGAGGCUGGGCCCUCGUGGGGUGAUCUCCCUGACUCCCCACAGCCUGGCCUCCCCCCUGAGCAGCAGGCCCUGCUAGGAAGUGGCGGAAGCCGUACAAAGUGGCUGAAGCCCCCAGCAGAGAACAAGGCCGAGGAGAACCGCUAUGUGGUCCGGCUAAGUGAGAGCAACCUGGUCAUCUGAGGGGCGGUCUAGUCUAAGGACACUGCGGCCCUGCCCUGGGAGGUUCCGAAGGCUUCCUGGAGGAGGUGGAGCUGCAGCUGGGACUGUGAGGACCGAGAAGCAAUGGCCCAGCAGACGAGACAGCAAAGACCAAGGCCUGGAGGUGGGAGCGUCUGCCCCAGUGAGGAGGCAGGUGGCCGGCGGGCACUGUGUACAGGAGCAGGCUGAGCCCCGCCCCUGGCCCUGCUGCCAUGUUGCUCCCCUGAAGGAUGCCCCGACCCCCGUGCCUGCCCUGGCUGGAUCCUAGGAGCCCACGGGAUUCUCUGUAUCAUCAGAGGCUGGGCUUGGCAGAGGGGAGGGGCCUGUGCCCGUCACCCCUGGCCCCAUUCCUUGGUAAUUAGCCACACCCUUGCCUCUGUACAGGGCCCUAGAGCAGAUGUGCGUCCCCCUCCUCUUCCAGCAGGUCUAUAAAGGGAAGGGGUAGCAGAAAGUCCUGGGCUAGGAGAGUGAGUCCCUGGGUUCUAAUCUUGGGCACAUCUGUGGCCAUCGCUGGGUCCAUUUUUCUGACUGUGAAGUAAGGAGAGACGUCUCAGUACCCAGGGCCUCUUCAGCUCUUUGUAGGUUCUGGGCUGGGUUGUGGGGGACUGGGGAGCUGGGCUCUACCAUCCCUCCCAUUAGUAGCUUUAUCCAGCCCCGUUUUUGCUGCUUCCAGGGCCUCUGCCUUCAAGGCCCCCAUGGGGCUGUCCAUCCAUGGCUCUGCCUACGGAAGGGGCUUAAUGCAUGUGCCUGCCCCUCCCCCAGCUGUUUUUAAUGAAACUGAAAAAAUAGACUUGAUCCCGGCAGGACUGUGAUACAGAGCCCUAGCCUGCCCAGCCAGCCCCAAGAUCUCAGGAGCUUUAGGGAGAAGACUUGGUGGGGCUGGAGCACACCUUGGGCCUCAGUGGUUUCUGUGUCCCUGUGGUGCCAGUGCUUCUGGGCAGUGCAGGCGGCUGCCAGGCCCAGCCCUGACUUCCACUCUGGCUCAGCAACCUGGUUAUUUAUGUGGGGCCGUGCAGGCAUGGGCCCACUGCCUGUCCAUCCUGUUUCUCUUAUUUAUUGAAACUCACCAUUGCCCUAUCCUUGUGUCUCCACCCCCUUCCAUGUGUUGAAUAAUAAAAGGUGGGAAAGUGCUGUCACGAGGAGCUCCUUUUCUCUGUGCCCUUCCCAGCUUAUCCGCCUGUUCCACUUGUACCUGUCCAGCCCUGCCCUGUGUUGGGCACCGUGACAGGCUGCCCUCCCCUCACAGUUCCUGCACCUCAGCAGCCAGGGAAGCAGGGCCCAGAGGAGACCCAUCAACUCAUCUGGUUCUCACCAAAGCCCCUAGCUAGAGGCAGGGCUGUCCCACAGAAAUAGUGUGAGCCACAUAUGUGACUUUAAAUUUUCUGACAGUCACAUUUCAAAAAGUAAAAAGAAGCAGGUGAACUUAAUUUUUUUUUAACCCAGUCUAUCCAAAAUAUUUUCAUUUCAAUAUAAAAUCAGUAUAAAAAGUGUGAAUGAGCUGUUUUUGCUUUUGCUUUGAAAUCUGGAGUGUAUCUUACACAUCUUGAUUGGAACUCAAAUAUUUCAAGGGCUCCAUAGCCACGUGGCCAGCAGCUACCACACUGGUCAGCGCAGCACCUGAGGAAAUGCACUGUGUGGAGCCCGGGAGGUAAUUGGGGGUGAGGAAGAUGUGCGGGCCAGGGAAUGUGUUCCACAGAGAGGGACAGCAUGUGCAAAGGCUGAGCACCAACACAUAGUGGUCACCUGGGCCUUAUGCCCAGGGAGCCUCCAAAGCAUUCAGCUCCUGCUUGGCCAGUGUGGAGAGGAAAGGAGCCACAGGAGCGGGUGCUACACCCGGCAAGACAGAGCGUCUCCAUCUAAAAUUCCUAGGGCAAGCUUCCAACCCGGCCCAAGGGCCGCAUGUGGCCCAGGAUAUGGCUUUGAAUGGGGCCUAACACAAAUUCAUAAACUUUCUUAAAACAUUGA